Molecule: messenger RNA, 1845 nt
Organism: Corythoichthys intestinalis (scribbled pipefish)
Lineage: Eukaryota; Metazoa; Chordata; Actinopteri; Syngnathiformes; Syngnathidae
Product: zinc finger protein OZF-like
Exons: 3
Coding region: 302-1666 (454 amino acids)
Biological process (GO): regulation of transcription by RNA polymerase II
Cellular component (GO): nucleoplasm
Molecular function (GO): DNA-binding transcription repressor activity, RNA polymerase II-specific; RNA polymerase II cis-regulatory region sequence-specific DNA binding
Source: RefSeq, a predicted model, not a curated record
CACCUAAUUUGUCACUCUGCACUUGCCGUCGUUUCCGUCCUAGUUGUCCGAGGUACUGGGCAAUCGCAGUUUGACACUACUACUCUGCCAUGUUUGCUAAAUAACACGCGCUUGACUAAAUCUUCAUUCUUCCUGUAUUUGUUUGAAACGGAUCGAAACAUCUGGGUGUCAAAGGUCCAACCAAUAUUUUGACCGAACUAAAACAUCCUUCGUGUCCAGUUAAACUCGCCUUGAAGCUUGUGGUGCAAAAUUAGCUUAGCUGCUAACAAAGAAACGCAAGGAGCAGAGAUCACUUGUGAAAAUGUGUUCGAGAAGGACAGCUGAGAACGUGGACGAGCUUGGAGACAUCAGUGAAGAAUCUCCUCCUCCUGAGCAGCAGGCGCCGGCAUACCCUCAUAGGAAAGCUGAAGAAGAGCCAGAGACGUCCCAUGAUGAGGAGGAAGAGCCAGAGCCCCCUCAUAUUAAAGAAGAAGAGCAGGAGGAGGAAAUCUUUCAAUUUCCGUUGACUGUCAUCAUGAAGUGCGAAGAAGAUGAUGGAGACCACUGCGCAAGACCCCUAGCAGACGGCCUCUUAGCUCCUCUUAGCGAUUACGCAACAUCAAACUCUUCUGACUAUGAAGAUGACGAUGAGGAGGAUGAGCGCUUUGAAGAUGACGGUGAAGAAUCUUCUAUUUCUGAUCAGCAGGGGGCAAAUUUCCCUCAUAUUGAAGAAGGAGAGGAAGCAAAGAUUUCCCUCAUUAAGGAAAAGUGGGAGCCACAAAUCCCCAACGUUCAAGAAGAAGAGCAGGAGAACAAAAUCACAUGUCUUGCUGACAACACGCGUGUAAAAUGUUCUGAAUGUGACAAAACCUUUUCUAAAGGGUCAACAUUGAAAAGACACAUAAAAACACACACCGGAGAGAAUCCGUUUUCCUGUUCCGUUUGCGGGAAAGGAUUCGCCCUCAAAUCAGAAUUAGCUAGACACGCAAUAGGACACACUGGGGAGAAACCCUUUCCUUGCGCAUUUUGUGGGAAAUGUUUCUCUCUGAAGGACAAUUUGAAAAGCCACACAAGAACGCACACUGGAGAAAAACCUUUCGUCUGCUCCGUUUGUGGCACGCGCUUCAAGUGGAAGAGGAAUCUAAUGGCGCAUUCCAGAACACACACCGGAGAGAAACCUUUUGCUUGCUUAAUUUGUGAGAAAAGAUUCAAUCGGAAGGACCAUUUAAAAAUACAUGUACGAUCUCACACUGGGGAAAAACCUUUUGUCUGCAGACUUUGUGGCAAAAGCUAUCUCGACAAGCAAGCUUUAACAUUUCACACAAGAAUACACACCGGGGAAAAACCUUUUCUCUGCUCGAUUUGCGGUAAAAGGUUCACCGUCAAGGCAAAUUUCACAAGCCACACGAGAACACACACCGGGGAAAAACCGUUUGUCUGCUCGGUUUGUGGUCAGAGAUUCAAUCGGAAGACCGUUUUAACGCAACACACAAGAACCCACACUGGAGAAAAACCUUUUCCCUGUUCAGUUUGUGGUAAAACAUUUUCUGAAAAGGCGAGUUUGGUCAGGCACGAGAGAGGACACGCUGGAGAAAAACCUUUUGCUUGCUCAGUUUGUAAUAAAAAAUUUGCGGAAAAGGGAGGUUUGAAUAGGCACACAAGAACACAUGCUGGGAAGAGUACGUAACUCAAGGUUCACAUGAAUUGACACAAAUGCAAUCAGGAGCAGCAAACAUGACAACAGAAAUGAGGAUGUUGCUGCGUUAUUUCUUUUUGGGUUGUUUUUGUUCCUCUGUUUAUUUUUUUACUUCUGUGUCUGAAAAUGGCUGUGUUGCAUUAACGUUAAGAAUAAAAUGUGCCACAAAA